Molecule: messenger RNA, 1617 nt
Organism: Fusarium tjaetaba
Lineage: Eukaryota; Fungi; Ascomycota; Sordariomycetes; Hypocreales; Nectriaceae
Product: cytoskeletal adaptor
Exons: 4
Coding region: 1-1617 (538 amino acids)
Biological process (GO): Golgi to endosome transport; endocytosis
Cellular component (GO): plasma membrane; clathrin vesicle coat; endosome
Molecular function (GO): clathrin binding; phospholipid binding
Source: RefSeq, a predicted model, not a curated record
AUGGAUAUUAACGAUUUGAAGAACACAGUCUCCAACCUGACCUUGUAUGACCUCAAGGCAGGCUUUCGGAAGGCCCAGAAUGCCGUUAUGAACUUUACCGAGAUGGAGGCCAAGGUGCGAGAAGCAACGAAUAACGAGCCAUGGGGUGCUUCAUCGACACUCAUGCAAGAGAUUGCCAAUGGAACAUUCAAUUACCAAACCCUUAACGAGAUUAUGCCCAUGAUCUACCGUCGCUUCACCGAGAAGGCUGCCGAGGAGUGGCGUCAAAUCUACAAGGCCCUCCAAUUACUCGAGUUUCUUAUCAAGCACGGUUCCGAGCGCGUUAUCGACGAUGCUAGAGGACACAUCUCGCUUCUUAAGAUGCUGCGCCAAUUUCACUUUAUCGAUCAGAACGGAAAAGACCAGGGCAUCAACGUGCGCAACCGAGCCAAGGAGUUGGCCGAUCUUCUUAGUGACGUGGAUCGCAUCCGGACCGAGCGCAAGAAGGCGCGUGCAACCAAGAACAAGUACACCGGAGUUGAGGGUGGUGCGACCUUUGGAGGUGGCUUCUCAAGUGGCAGCUCUGGUCGUUAUGGUGGUUUUGGCAGUGAGAGUGCUGGCUACGGCGGUGGUGGUAGCAGCGGCGGCCCUGGCAACUACGGCGGAUACUCUGGUGGUGUCUAUGGCGAUGGUGGUGGUUUCGGAGGUCAGUCUGAUGACUGGCGAGGUGAUGGCGCUGCCAGCCGAUCCGAGCGAUUUGAGGAAUACGAUGAGUUCGACGAGGGCGAGAGACCAGCUGUCAGCUCAUCAAGAGCUGCUGCUAAGCGACCCGAGCGCACUCCUGUCAAGAAGGCCGCUGAGCCUCCCAAGAAGAAGGAACCCGAGGUUGAUCUCUUCUCUUUCGAUGACCCUGCUCCAGCAUCGUCUGCAGCACCAGCUUUGGCCCCAAGCAACACUGCCGCCGCUCCUGCGCAAGACGACGACGACGAGUUCGACGACUUCCAGUCAGCUACCCCUGCCCAGGCAGCACCAUCCAACAACUUUAUGCAAAGCCCUGCUGUGACAGCGACGGCCUCCUCAACCGCCCAGUUUGUUGCUCCCCAACCUCAAUCGGCUCCUCAGCAAGCUGACAUUAGCCACAUGGUUAGCAUGGCGUCCAUCUCGCCUGCACCAAGUGCCUCAGGAACUCCCGGGCCCAACUACUCUGCCUUUAGUAUCCCUGCUGCCCCUGCGGCACAGGCUCCCAAGCCUGCUGCCUUCCAACAGACUGGACCCAACUACUUCAGCUCUGUCCAAGCACAGACAGCAAAGACCCCAACAACAUCUGCCUUCUCAGGCAUGGGAAGCGCCUCUAGCGCUGCGCCCAGCGGCCCUACUACUAUGGCUAACAUGAAGCCCGUUACUAGCCCAUCAGCCAAGCCAGCGCCCGCUGCUGGUGGAGAUGCCUUUGGAGCUCUCUGGGGCAAGGCCAGUGGAGGCGUCAAGAAGCCAGAGACACCCAAGACUGGACCCGCAAUGGGCCAACUUGCCAAGGAGAAGAGCAGUGCUGGAAUCUGGGGAGCCCCAGCAGCUCCAUCUUCCAGCGGCAGUGCUCCUCCCAAGACCGGCGGAUCUGCUAUGGAUGAUCUCCUUGGUUAA